Molecule: messenger RNA, 3232 nt
Organism: Nylanderia fulva
Lineage: Eukaryota; Metazoa; Arthropoda; Insecta; Hymenoptera; Formicidae
Source: RefSeq, a predicted model, not a curated record
GACGCGAUGUUACUAUGCAGUAUACUUCGUGCUACGUUAUCCGCGUCUUUUGGGACUAUUGUGCAGAUUGCAAUCUUCUUACUGCAAAACUCCAAUAUCUCCAGAGUGCUCGCGUCGAUGCCACCAGGAGCCGAAGACGAAAUUAUUCUGAUUGAGCAUCUACCAGGACGGCGGGUGCAUCUGCAAGACUUCUUCUGGACCGGUUUGGAAGAUGCGCCGCCAUGGGUGGAUCCUAAUCAGGGUUUAACAUUUUACGAGACAAAAACGAUCGUUCAUACUGUCACAGUUUACACUCCGAACAACGAGGAAGGCCCAUCGGACCCUAUAUUGCCUCAUCGUCCAGAUACUUACAAUCCGGAAUGUAUCACAUGCAUAGAACCUACACCUAGAUUGGACGAUGACGACGAUCAGAGUAUCGGAGUUCUUAUCGGAGAUGAUCCAGGUCCAAGAUACUGGCUGUUGACGGUUCUUCGACCAGGAGAGGCUGUGCCACCCAAAGUCGAACUUCGUUUAGCUCGCUUAUAUCGAGCCGCGUUUUCCAGACAGCAACAACGGCACCUUGGUCUAUUAUCGACAGAUCCGCGAUCACGAAGAGGCACGUUAUUACGUGACUUAAUUGGCCGAAAGGUUAUACCAGAACGUUUUGAACCUUUGUCUCGAGGAAAAAGUCAUCAAGAAGAGAUUCCCGCCAAUGUAACAAAAGUUCAACCGUCCGAAUUAAUCGUCGGUAUCGUCGAGAGCUCUUCGAUUCUUGCAGAACCGGAAGCGAACAUUUCGAACUUAACCGACAACAAUAAAUUGUAUUUUCCAAACGAUUCGCAAAUCAAAUCUAUGAGAAUGAUCGAAAUUCCCAGGCCGAAAAAAAUGUUACUGCCGACAUUCGAUGUCGGCGCAACGGAGGAUAAUGUGAAAUCUACGAAGGAAGAAGACUUUGCUUUGAAAAAGAUCAUCAAAACGUUGAAGGGAGAAACAAGAUUACCUUUAGACGACUUAUCUACGACUAUCGAACCAUCGUAUCCCAUUAAAACUGAUGAUUCCAGUGAGCAAAUUCCGCGGGAAUUGAUGCCUACGUAUACAGAAUCCAAGUCUGAUUCAAAGUCUAAUACCGAUGUCGUCUCCAGAAACCGAUCGAGCGAUGCAGGUAUGCGUUCGAGGUUGCGUUUAGCGGAUGGCUCGAUUCCGGGGGUCGUAAAGGUCAGAAUGCAGAAUACGAGCGUUAUCGAAGGCGGCGCGAUGAGAUUGAUCUAUUCGGUUCAUCUCGACGAUAAGCCCGUUCCCGCCGAAACUGCCGCGAGAGACAUGGCCCUUCUUUCGCCCCAAGAAGUCGCCCUGGAACUUGGGGCACCGGUGAUCAUUCAAAGCGAGCCUUAUUUGAAGGAGAGUCGACCUCUGGCUCUAUCAAGAAAGAGGGACGCCUGGCUCUUGAUCGGUGCAGCCAGCGCAGGCGUCGUUCUUUUAAUUUUGGUUCUCACUGGUUUGAUCGUGGCCGCCAAAAGAAAGAGGGCACAUAGUGCUGUCGUUGCGCCACCCAACAGAAGUAUUCUUAAGAAGGAACGUGAAUAUGCAUCCACGACACCUGGCCUCGAUAACGCUGCAUUUUCAACGUCGGAAACCGAAAUUAAGACGGACGGUACCAGUCAGCGACAAACUCCGCGAACUUUAUCCAGAACUCCGAUCACUCCCGACACGCCUGAUAGUUUAGAAUUGGGCAUUCAUGAAGUUUCCAGCGACGACGACGAGGAACCGAAAAAGACUCGCGGCUCGACCCCUUGGAGCAUUCAAGAACAUCCAGCUAAGAAAGCAAGAACCUCGCAUGCAAGAAUGACGAGAACGAACGCAAUAGACCAUCCCAGGACACCAGAUUCAUUAGACACGGUGACUGAUCACGUAGAGACAUUGGAAUCUUUAGAAAAUGGUUACGUGAAACGAGAGGAAGCUACCGCUUCGCCGCGAUCUUACUUGUCAAUGCCAUCGUGCAAACAAUUUCCUAGCAUGCGUAGCGUGGAACCACUGUCAAGAGUGCUGGAACCCGUUAUGGUCAGACACUUAGAUAUCGAUUCUCCAGAAUUAGUUCGCCGCGAUAGAGAUGGUAAUAUUGACGAUACGUUUCUUACAAGAACGUUGAGUACCUCGAAGGAUCCUGGAGCUGUAGGACCAAUCGUUUGGAAUCUUAGUAAGCAGUUAUUUUCGACAGAAGGUAACGGUGCGUCCGAAACGGAUGUCGAUGGAAUGUACCAUCUACCAUCAGGACCCGUGGGUCGCGCCCGGAGGAGACUCCACGAACUCCUCGAGGACUCUUUCAGUCUCUUCGGAAGCAGAGACGUCAAAAUCAAAGAGCCGCAGCAGUCGCAAACGUCACAAACGUCGGCUUCCUUUGCCCGUACCGCGGAUACACUCGCGAUAUUUUCGGAGACGAGAGGCAAAUCCGCCCACGUCAGUCCAGUAGUAACGCCAACGAUGAAAAUAAAAACGAGACCACGUACUUCGUUACCACGUAGAGAUCUCGACGAGGAUAUUCCGGAAACAGGCCAGGCUGAACAGAUUCAUUCACGCAAUGUCUGGGGUUCAAGGCCACUUAGCGCAGGUCCGUUCCACAGACCGAAUUUGCCGGAAGUGGAUACUAGACGUAUAUUGACGGACAGCAGACUUCCACCGGAAGAUCCUGCAGUACCUUUGAUCGCGUCGAUCAAGAAGGAACUCGAAAAGUUUUCGCCUCAGUAGAACGCAAUUAUAAACGGGGUGCAAUAAAUGUUAGCUUAAAUACUCUUGCGAAGUGAUAUGUCAAUUUUAAGAAUCAAAAAACGGUGUAAAUAUCCGAUAAACUUUUGCCAGAAAAUUUUAUAACUCAACAUCGAAUUUUUUCACUAUGAUGUAAAAUGAAAUCAUUUCAUAUACAUCGCGAUAAAAUCGUUUUGCAUACACAUUUCAAAAGAUAGAUUUUGUAGUUUCAUUGUCACGAAACAAAAAUUGUGCCACUAAAUUCAGCUUGUCAAUUAGUCAUUAGCUAAUCACUGUACAUAUUACCAUAUUGAACAUGUAGAAUAUAUGUAUAUGUAGAAUCCAUUUGCAACCUUGAUACUAUUUUAAAUUAAUUAAUAAGUUGAGUUUGACUUACAUAAAUAAUUACGAAAGAUAUUAAUUGCAAUAAUAAUUCUCUCGUAACUUCGAUCCGUCCAACGUACUUAGAUAAACAUACUUUAUAACUGAAAUACACAAUAAACUUAUAUAACAU